Molecule: messenger RNA, 2274 nt
Organism: Oreochromis aureus
Lineage: Eukaryota; Metazoa; Chordata; Actinopteri; Cichliformes; Cichlidae
Gene: spp1
Product: secreted phosphoprotein 1
Exons: 8
Coding region: 262-1383 (373 amino acids)
Biological process (GO): cell adhesion; ossification
Source: RefSeq, a predicted model, not a curated record
GAGAGAGGAGAGGUGGACACCAUGGAGCGGUUAACCUCAUGACAUCACAAGCACCAAGAUGAUUGGCUGCUGCCAGAGGCUGGAAGGUUUAUAAGCCGGCCGGUAGCCCUACUUUGAGCAGCAUCAUCACGGUGAAGCAAACAACAUCCAGGCAAACCCAGGAGAUAAACUAAAGACAAACCAAGUCUCUGUGUUUCUGCUGCAGCCGCUGAAUCCCUGAAGCUUCCCUCAACUGCAGACAAGGCAUCAAACUGUGAGACAAUGAAAGUGGCUGUUGUGUUUGUUCUGCUCUUCGCCACAGUUCUCUGCCGGCCGGCAAGAAAACUUUCCAGUUCAGAGAGCUCUGAGGAAGCGGUGAGACGACCAAAACCUCCAGCGCUCAGAAAACAGGCGCCCGUGGUUCUUAAGGCUCGCCCCCCACCUGUGCAGAAUGUUGUAGCAGCUGCGGCUGCUGGUUCAGAUGAGAGCGCAGAAACUUCGGAAGAGGAGCAUCAGCAGCAGGUGGCAGCCGAGGCUCUACCUGAAGUCAAAUCUGUCGUCACAGACACAACUUCAGAUUCGCCCUCAGUUAACACGCAGGACAGUGAAGACGGUGAUGAUGAUGAUGAAGCAGAGGAGAGUGAAAAAGAGGAAGAGGAGGAGGAGGAUGAAUCCAGCGACAGCUCAGAGUCUGGUGAGUCCUCCACGCCUGCUCCUUCUACGGUAGCCCCCGUGGUUGUCACAGAGACACCGGCCCCUGAGCCGACUGAUGACUCCAUUGUGGCCACCGUCGUCACCGAUACAGCCCGCGGUGACAACCUGGGAGGCUACCCCAGCGAGUACAAGUCCAUCGUCUAUGUGGAGGAAAAAUCCUACCACAAGGCUCCCGGGCCCUACAAGUCCUAUGAGUUUGUGGACACAGGAAAGAAGACAGCCUAUUCAAUGACCGACGGCAAUGAGGUGGAGAAGCUGCCAAAGGUGUAUAAGACUAUUUAUGUCAACCCUGAACUCCUGGAGGAAGACACCAGCACCCCUGAGGUGGAGAGCCAGGGUCUGGAUGCCUCCUCUGGCACAUCUCAGGACCCGGACCCCCGCCAGGCCGAUCUUGCAGAGGAAGAGGAGAGCACCAGCACCAGUGACCCCACCACCAGUGAGAGUGAAAGCAGCAGCACCCCAGAGGAAGAAGAGGAGGAGGAGGAAGAGGAGAGUGCCAGCACCACCAGCGAUAGCACCAGCCAGGAGGCCGAAGACGAGGAGAGCCAGAGCAGCGAGGAGGCUACAGCCACACCUGGAGCUGCUGACGCUGACUCCGAUGAGAGUGACAGCGCUGAGAGUGACUCUGAUGAGGAAGGGGCGGCACCUGACAUCACCACUGACAUCCCGGCAGUCAUCACUGCCAAAUAAGCCCAUCUAGGAAAUAGAGUGGGCGGUGGUGUCCGAAUCACAUAAUGUGUGCACACUGCAUCCAGGUGCAAAGAGCCCCCUCCCGAGCCCUUUUCCCCUGCAGGGUCCAAUAGGGAUGACCAAGGCUGAGUUAUUAUUGACUCAUGUUUUCAGCUGAUAUUUCCAUGAAAAUCUGUGCAUCAUCUAAAAAAGCACAUGUGUUUUGCUCUCUAGGGUUUUGGCUAAAUAAACCAUUAACGCCUUUAUCCUGUGGUCCUUGUAAAUCUCAUCUUUGAUCCAGUAGGGGAAAAGAAGUUAAUUGAACUUUAAAAAUGACGACUGCUACCUGUAACAGGAGGUUGACCGACCUCAUGAUCUUUGCCCCUUUCCCUUCUCCCUUCUCUUCCAGCAGGGUACAAGGUCAAAACUGAUAAAGAACAAAAAUGAUGACAAAGUUGAGUCCUCUUGUCUACACUAGCACAAAACUGCCAUUUACCAUUAAUUAAUAACUGCAAUACGCAAACAUACAAAGUUCUUAUGCUUAAUAAAUAAAUGCAAAUGCACAUUAUAUAUUUAAAUACAUUAGUAAUACUUGUAAUCAUUUUGAAAAUAAUCAAAUUUAAAACUGACAUUAAGUCACACAUUUGCUGCCAGUGUGGCUUAGCUUUUUGCUCGCUAACAUUACAUUUUGCUGGUGUAGAAAAAAGGAUCCAGGCAAAGAACAAAAAAAAAAAUCUUCUAGUGCAGGGUUCAAUCAGAUAUAGAUACAGUACACACAUACAGACAACAAGGCCCUGUUUAUUUGCACAGUUGCUACCUACACUACAUGUUGUUUGUCCCAUGUUGUUUACUGUAAUGUAUCAUAAUGUACCAUUUCUAAAAUAUUAAUAAAGUUCUUUUUCAUAAAAAAAA